Messenger RNA from Hyalella azteca, 1143 nucleotides. RefSeq names its product calcitonin gene-related peptide type 1 receptor. Gene Ontology annotation, cellular component: plasma membrane. The coding region runs from base 1 to 1143 and encodes 380 amino acids. The record is from RefSeq and is a predicted model, not a curated record. NCBI's taxonomy places the organism in Eukaryota, Metazoa, Arthropoda, Malacostraca, Amphipoda, Hyalellidae. Gene Ontology annotation, biological process: adenylate cyclase-modulating G protein-coupled receptor signaling pathway; cell surface receptor signaling pathway. The transcript is spliced from 8 exons. Gene Ontology annotation, molecular function: G protein-coupled peptide receptor activity.
AUGCUGCCUCCUGAGCUGUUCGCGCUGGACUCGUCCGCUUACUGCUUCUCCAUCAUCAGCAGAGACAAGGACUGGAAGAAGGCGGCCGUGUCCAGAGACUUCGGCGGCACCACCUACACCGUCCAGGCCUUAAUACCACAGCGUAGAGAAGUCAACUCUACAGGCACGGUUAUGGCCGAUGUUAAGUCGGCGCAGCUUCGAGAGAGCCUAGCAACAGAGCGCGACCGCGACCGCUGGUUGCGCUGCUCUGAGGCGGCCGUACGCUGCUGUCAGCGCAUGCUGGAGCUCCCACCAAGUCCAGCGGGCUCGAAUAUGUGCCCGCGCACUUGGGAUCAACUGCAGUGCUGGGGUGACACGCCUGCAGCAUCCACGGCGUACGAAGACUGCCCCUCCUACCUCUUCUCGGAGGACACUUGCGGUGCAUCUGGCAAGAAGGCUCAGAAGGAAUGUUUGGCGGACGGACGUUGGUUCCGCCACAUCAGCAACAACGAGUGGACGAACUACACGGACUGCGACUACAAGAAGAUCGUGGCUGAGAACAUCAAACUGCGCAUGCGCUGGCAUAUCGCAGUCUGCAGCCUUUCUGUGGCAGCGUUGCUACCUGCGCUUAUUAUCUUCUUCUCGUACAGGCAGCUGCAGGUGCGUCGUAUUACUCUCCAUAAGCAUCUCUUCCUAAGUCUAAUCCUGGAGGCGAUUUUCAACAUCUGCUUGAGAUCCCUACAAAUAUCAAGCCCCAGCGUCAUCAGUAUGAGCCCGUGGUGGUGCGUAGUACUGAACACAGUACUCAGGUAUCUACGCCAGAGUAACUACACGUGGUUCUUCAACGAAGGCUUCUACCUCCACCGCCUGCUAGCGUCCGCCUUCGCUGAGCAGAGAAAUUUCCUCAUCUUCUACUGCCUGGGAUGGGGGUUGCCGGUGCUGCCGGUGACGGUGUACGUGGUGGUGAGGGCUGCGGUCUACAAGUCAGUGACAGGCUGCCUCAUUCUGCCGCAAGAAGGAAUCGAAUGGAUCCUCAUGAUCCUGCCCUUCACCGCCAUCAUCAUAAACGUGAUUUUCUUCAUCAACAUCAUCAGGAUCUUGGUGCUGAAGCUACGAGCAACGAGCGAUUCACGGAACGGCAACGACAUUCGCCAGUACAAGUAG